This is a messenger RNA of Schistocerca nitens (vagrant locust), 2316 nucleotides long. It is a transcript of the gene Mtl, whose product is annotated as ras-related C3 botulinum toxin substrate 1. The record is from RefSeq and is a predicted model, not a curated record. The coding region runs from base 242 to 829 and encodes 195 amino acids. Lineage: Eukaryota; Metazoa; Arthropoda; Insecta; Orthoptera; Acrididae. Gene Ontology annotation, molecular function: GTPase activity; GTP binding. The transcript is spliced from 7 exons. Gene Ontology annotation, biological process: small GTPase-mediated signal transduction.
CUUUUUAUUAAUUUCUGUCUAACAGUAAGUGUUAAUAUAUUUAAAGAAGCUUAUUGCCAGGAAAAACUCAAAGAUCACAUUUUAAACGGCUUCAUCAUUGCAAUAUGGCACUGUAAAUAAUUGUUUGGCGCUGUCGGAACUGAAGUAUUGCGUGUACUACUCGAGAGGUGUGGUGUUUUUGCUGUGAAUUUCUGGUAUUAGACAAGAAAGACCAUCGGAUUUUCGUGCUGUGAAGUUCGCAAUGUCUUCGGGGAGACCAAUUAAAUGUGUUGUGGUCGGAGACGGAACGGUGGGAAAAACGUGUAUGCUGAUAUCUUAUACAACAGACAGCUUUCCCGGAGAAUACGUGCCCACCGUGUUUGAUAACUAUUCUGCACCUAUGGUUGUGGAUGGUAUUCCAGUCAGUUUAGGAUUAUGGGACACCGCUGGCCAAGAAGAUUAUGACAGAUUGAGGCCAUUAUCUUAUCCUCAGACAGACGUAUUUUUAAUUUGCUUUAGUGUGACAAGUCCUUCUUCCUUUGAGAAUGUCACUUCAAAAUGGUACCCAGAGAUAAAACACCACUGUCCAGAUGCACCAAUGAUAUUAGUUGGAACCAAAAUUGAUCUCCGUGAUGAUCGUGAAACUCUGACAGCUCUUGCAGAGCAAGGCCUGUCACCUAUUAAGAGGGAACAGGGACAGAAAUUAGCAAAUAAGAUCAGAGCAGUAAAAUACAUGGAAUGCUCAGCUCUAACACAGCGUGGACUCAAACAGGUAUUUGAUGAAGCAGUUCGUGCUGUAUUACGACCAGAACCUCAGAAAAGACGCCAAAGAAAAUGUGCUAUACUGUAAAAAUUAAGAACAAAAGAACUAUAUAUACAGAAGUGUGUAACUCGAUUACACUUAAGUCACUGAAGUCUGCCACUGGAAGACUGCCUCUUCAUCCAGCACCUGCAUUUUAAGAAUAUGUGAAGAGUAUGACUGAAUUAUAUGACCAGUGGGACAAAAAAAAAAACCAUUGUGUUCAGAAACAACUUUUUGGUUUAUACAAGUGAUUUGUAUUUGCAAAACUUGAACUGCUUAGACUAAAGUUUUAUUUUUGCUGUUUUACAGGGUGAUCUUCUCUGUAGCUCAGGAAUUUUAAAGUGAAUGUAAUACUUAUAGGUUAGUGAAAACUGUUUGAAACGCAAAACUACAAGCUUUGCAUGUUCAUUAAUUUUCUCUCUUUUUUUUUUGUGCUCUAUUCCUUUUUGUAUGGGUGAAGAAGGGUGAUGCAUAGCGGUUACAAGGAGUAGUAAAUCAUUAUUUACAUAAAUGAAUUACUGUGCCUCAUACCAGCAUCAAGAUUGAGACAAAUAAAUUUCCACAAUAACUUGUGUAAUGUUUCAACUACUACUUUAAAUUAGAUGAUUGAAGUCAGUAUUUAAGUGAUAGGUGAUCACUGCUGUUGUAUAGUUACAGAAAUUUUGUAAAGAAAAUGUGUUUGAUAUGCCACUGGCAGUUCUUUCCUCCGAUUACAGUAUGUUCUUUGUGAACCAGAUCCCAUUGUUUUCAUGAUGGAUCACUCUUUUGGAUGGCUUACAUUACAGAUUAGAUUAUCAUCAUGAAAGUCAUAUUUUCUCUUACUAAGCUUGUUAAUCGCAGAUAAGAGUGACAAUAGAUCUCACAGUUUUUAUUCUCUUUAAACCCUUUGCAUGAGAUGUUCUAUAAUAAAUUUCUCAGUUCCAUUUUUACGCAAUGGGACUUGAUGUUUACCACUGUUUGCCGUCCGUGAUCACUGUACCUAGUUUGGCACCCAAAUUGAUUAGAGUUCACAUUAUUUCAAAUAAUCUUUUUGUAUGAUGGAAAUUUCUACCGUAAAUCAUAUAUCACAUUGGCAUUUGGGGGUUUUGUCACACAAUAUGUGACGCUGUGGCUAGUGCAAUAGAAACAUUAGCAGAAUCUCACUUCAUGUGUUGUCUUCAUGAUAAUUGUCUGUGUCAUGCCUUAAUAUCUUUGUUUCCUACUUUGUAUAAAGUCUGAAUCAUAUUGUCAAAUAAUUGAAGAAAUUCGCGCAACAUCAAAGAUGGAAGGAGUAGAUGAACAUACGUGACCUCUUUUCAUGGAGUCAUAAUAAUAGUAGGUCUUCUAAAGUUUAGGAACAGAAACAGUGCGGCAAUGAAAGUAUUCUAAGAAAUUUUAUGUACCUAAUGUUUUGAAUUUCUUUACUUUUGUUAUGGAAGACUUCAUUGUUGAAGUAGUAAAGAAAACCUUGUGGCUGAAUUAUUAUUGUAUUGUAGUUAUUGAAGACAAAGAUAUGUAACUGUUUGUAGUGUCAUACCUUUGUAUAAAUAAAGAUG